Saccostrea cuccullata (small rock oyster) is the source of this 3216-nucleotide messenger RNA. RefSeq names its product mucin-16-like. The transcript has 2 exons. The coding region runs from base 105 to 2774 and encodes 889 amino acids. Lineage: Eukaryota; Metazoa; Mollusca; Bivalvia; Ostreida; Ostreidae. The record is from RefSeq and is a predicted model, not a curated record.
CAUUGAUCCAGUCAGACUAGCGUAUAUACUUGAGCAUUGAUCGACCUACAUUUCUUGAUGCUGGGAUCUAUUAGGAUUAAUAACUCAUAACUAUUGAAAUAGAAAUGAGCGAAAGAAAGCCCCUCAUUGAUGAAAAGUUUGUCGUUAAAUUCCAACACUUUUUCCAGAGAACAUGGAGGCAAAACGAGCAAUUGAUUCAAUCUACGAAAUAUAACCGGUGCAAGCGAUGCAGUGUAUUGCUUUUAAACAUAGACUCUUUACUGGAAACUGAAACAAUAUCACUCAAGGCCUUGGAGAGACAGUACAAGAUUUGCAAAAAUAAAUGUCGAAAGCGGGGAAUAAAAACGAAAAGACAAAAUGUUAAGCAUUCACCAGCAUCAAGGCCAGGAAGCAAAGGCACUACGUCAUCGGGGGUCGAAGUGUCCGCGGUGGUGAUUAAACAAGAACCACUGUCUCCGUUAUCUAGUCCCCACGAAACUGUAAAUGUAGCCACGGGGGCUUUAUCUGAAUUACCUGGCAGCGAUGGAACCACAGAUCCACCUAGUGACAAACAGCAUCCCCAUGAAAACCCUGUGGUAGAAUUCAAGGUAGAGUUAGUAGAUCCAGCGUACGAAGAACAUGCGAGCAAAAGAACGAGCGUGAACAAGGAGGGCACAGACACGAAGAUACGGGGGGUAAAUAAAGAGUUCCGAAUAAAAGCACAACCGCCAUGUACGGCGACAAACGAUGUCUUUGACACAAAGGCAACGGACUUGUUGCGACAAGCAAUAGCAAAAACGGCCAUUGUAGAGCCAACAGUUUUUACAAGACAUUUUAGUACUAAUACAGUCACAGCAUCAACUCCCGUGCUGCAGAACGUUCAAUCAAAUAUGCAAACUUCUGUUACCUCAUCAGUGACGUCUGUUUCUACUCAAUCUUCCACCUGGAAUGGAAAAAACUUGCCCAGUUUGAAAAAUGUAAAUGCUAGUAAGCCAGUUAAACAAGCUAAGAAAUCUUCCAAAGAAACGACCAAGAUUCCUAUUUCCAAAAUCUCGACUCCGUCAACGACAUCAUCGCCAUCCGUUGCCUCAGUAUCUUCAAAAGAGAUGAGCAUCCUUCAAUUAAUGAACGGACAGUUGGUUUUAGUACCGACAGACACCAUGAAGAACCUUUGUACUAAGUUCCCGUCACUUAUGACCCCGACAGAUGCUUCCCAAAACCUUGUUAACUUACCUUCAGUUGUUCCGUCAUCAGGGGUUGCUGGUACUCUGCCCAUCAUUUCUACCGUACCCCAACCGACGUUAUCAAUCCUCCCUCCAACUGGUCCAAACUUAAUCACACCGCCAGUAGCUCCCCAGUUACUUAACAUACCUGGACAAACUAACUCAAAUCUACAAAGCUUUGGUAAUCAACUUGUAAUGAUGCCACAAACAGGUAACACUAAUCCAACAUUGCUCCUGCAACCCGGUGGUAACCAGCCCACUAAUCUGUUUACCAUGCCAAAUCUUCCUUCUGUUCAAACGCCAAAUGUCCCUGUCGUACAGCAGAUUGCAGCACCAUUCAUUCCUGCGUUGCCUACAAUGCAGCCUUCAAAUGAAAAUAAAAAAUCAGAAAAUUUAUCAGACACAAAAGCUGUGACCAAGACAUCAUUUUUACGAUUAGCCGAUGGACAGUUGGUCCCCAUUGUUUCCAAUCCAUCCAGUUUUUCUCAGACUAUGUCCACAUCAUCGUCAGUGAUGUCCAAAGACAUUCCGAAAUUAUCUUUAGCUCCUAAUAUUGCUUCAGCAAUUCCUUGUAUUGCACAAUCGAAUGGAAGUCCACAAUUACAGUAUCUUGUACCAGCAGUGCCGAUUCCGGAAAAAUCCUCGCCUAACGUAAUGCAGUCUAUCCCUCCAACUACUAUUAAUCCAUCUAUGAAUGAAAAAACGACACAAGGCACGACUCAGUUUAUACAGUUCUCUGACGGUACACUUAUCCCUAUUGCCAGCACGACAGGGCAAAAUCAACUUCCUUUUCAGAACAAUCUUCUUGUCGGUUCCGCCAAUGAAAAAUCAAAUAAGAAAAGUUUGACAGAGAAACAAAACCAUGUUCCUAGUCCAAUUCCUGUAACUGUAAGUGAUCUUUUAAAGAACAGACCUAAUCCCAGUAAUGUCCCACAACAGAUACAGUCACAAAACCUACCGAACAAUGGGAUUUCUACGUUUUUCGUUAUGGAUGGAUGUAUCAAUAAUUCAUCUGGAGCAAAUUUCCAAUUCCACAACAGUGUUUAUAUACCGACGUCUAAAGAAUCGGAUGUGAAAACCCCCGACACCGCCGCUAAGAAACAACAACCAGUAAUUCUCCAGUCCAACAGGCCGAAGCAGUGGUCAGAGAAUGUGGGAUACAAUCGACCAACCCAGUCAAGGUAUACCAAAAAAUUGAAUAAUAUCAUUAAUACUGGUGCUCCAAAGAUUAAAAUCGCCCCUAACGUACUUCCUGUGGCUAACCCCCCUCAGAGCAGUAAGUCAACGGGAAGAGGAAAUUCUCAACGGGCACCUUGUAAACCGUCCAAGAGAAAGCCGGUUAAUGUAGUCAGGGAGGAGUUUGAUGUUAACAGUAAGAAAAGACCCAGAACUUACUUUACCCAAGAAGUCAUUGAUGUGGACGAAGAGCCGGACACUCCACCACUGGACGAGGAUGGGCGACCUAAAUUUAUGUUUAUGAGGAAUGUGAAACAACCAGACUAUCGGCCUGUGCUUCUUGAUUCUACGAUAGAGGAAAAGGGGUUACGUAUUCCUGACAAUAUGCUUCUCUGAGAUCGGUUUGGUGGCUAUUAAGAUCCAACAUGCACGCCCAGUGCUAAAAAACGUUUUUUAAACGUCCUUUUUCAUCAUUUUGAAUACAUGGAUAGUGAACAAUUUAAGUUGAUUUAAACUUAUUACAUCGUUGUAGUUUUUUCUUGCAUCAAUUUCAAUUAAUUAUAGUCUGUGAAGUAUUUUAUUUUUUUUUAUAAUAUUCAUAAUACUUUUGUAGUAUUUUGAGAAAAUUUGUGUUCACUGUAGUGCUUAGAGAAGCAGUUUGAGUUACCGGGUAUUUUGCUAAUUUUAUAUAUCUUAUGCCUUAUUUGAUGAUUUUCUUUUAUGGUUGUUAAUAUUGUCAUUUUUUAUAAGAUGUCAAAAUCUAUUGCUACAAAAAAGGCGCCUACAUUAUAGUGCUUAAAAUUUUCAACAUCUGAUUGAAAUUAUAACAAAAUUAUAA